Messenger RNA from Camellia sinensis, 1876 nucleotides. RefSeq names its product cytokinin oxidase 7 (gene CKX7). NCBI's taxonomy places the organism in Eukaryota, Viridiplantae, Streptophyta, Magnoliopsida, Ericales, Theaceae. The record is from RefSeq and is a predicted model, not a curated record. Gene Ontology annotation, biological process: cytokinin metabolic process. Gene Ontology annotation, molecular function: FAD binding; cytokinin dehydrogenase activity.
CGCUAUUUAAACCUCCAAGUAUCAAACUUUUGCAACAGAGGGAGAGAGAGGCAGCGAGAGAGAGAGAGAAAGUUGGCCGGCGAUGAUGAUAGCGUGUCUAGAGCGUUUUGUUCACGAAAACGAGACCGAAACAAGAGCAGAGGAUGAUAACGGUCGACUGUGCAGAGGGCUAGAGCUUGAGGGUAGUAUCGACUACUGCUCUACCGGCUUAGCCAGUAAAGAUUUCGGAGGCAUGCAAGGCGGGAAGGCCUUAGCCCUGAUAAGACCAGCAGGUGCGGAGGACAUAGCGAGAGUGGUGAAAGCGGCAUGGAGGUCAUCGAAUCUGACGGUGGCGGCGAGGGGAAAUGGGCACUCGAUCAACGGGCAGGCGAUGACGGAGGGAGGACUGGCCAUUGAUAUGAGAUCAAUGGAUGACACUAACUCAAUCAAAGUGGGCAGAUUCAACAACGGCUCCGCCUAUGCCGACGUCAGCGGAGGGGCAUUAUGGGGAGAUGUCUUGGAAAGAUGCGUUUCGGUAUAUGGACUGGCGCCGAGGUCCUGGACCGACUAUCUUGAUUUGACGGUCGGGGGGACACUGUCCAAUGCCGGCGUUAGUGGACAGACGUUCCGUUUCGGCCCACAGACCUCCAACGUCUCGGAGCUUGAGGUUGUCACCGGAAAAGGUGAUACGCUGGUCUGCUCCGACACCCACAAUUCCGAACUCUUCUUUGGGGUUCUUGGUGGACUUGGUCAGUUCGGAAUCAUCACCAGGGCUAGGAUUUUGCUACAGACGGCCCCGGACAUGGUGAGAUGGAUAAGGGUGGUGUAUGCGGAGUUUGAUGAUUUCGCUCGGGACGCUGAGAUCCUGGUGACUCGGGCCGACGGCCAGUCGUUUGACUACGUGGAAGGCUUCGCGUUCGUCAACAGCGAUGACCCGGUCAAUGGGUGGCCAUCGGUGCCCUUAGACCCGAACCACUUCUUCGACCCGACUCGUGUCCCCAGGAGCGCUAGCCCUGUCCUCUACUGCCUCGAAGUGGCCUUGCAUUACCGAAACGGCGACCAUCCCUCCACUGUUGAUCUGGUGGUGGAGCGAAUGCUUGGAGGUCUGAGAUUUUGCGACGGAACGAGGUUGGAGAAAGACGUUAGGUACGUGGAGUUUCUAAUGCGAGUGAAGGAAGCAGAAGAACAGGCCAAGAUGAAUGGGAUAUGGGACGCCCCACACCCGUGGUUGAACCUGUUGGUGUCCAGUACGGACAUUGCUGAUUUUGAUCGUUUGGUCUUCAAGAACAUCCUCAAGCACGGUGUUGGUGGGCCCAUGCUCGUCUACCCAAUGCUGCGAAGCAAAUGGGAUGAUCGGAGCUCUGUUGUACUGCCGGAACGGGAGAUAUUUUAUUUAGUGGCAUUGCUCCGAUUUAGUCCACCAUAUCCAAAGGGACCCCCAUUUGAGGAAAUGGUUGCUCAAAACCGUGAAAUUAUCCAAUGCUGCAUCAACAACAGAUUCGAUUUCAAGCUGUACCUCCCUCACUACAACUCUGAACUGGAAUGGAAGCGACAUUUUGGAAAUCAAUGGGAGAGAUUUGUGGAGCGAAAGGCCUGUUUUGAUCCAAUGGCCAUCCUUUCCCCUGGACAGAAGAUUUUCUCUAGGAACCCUCAAAAUCUUUGAUAUUAUAGUAUUAGUUUUAUCACAUUUUACCAAUAUUUUCUGCUUCUCUCCAUUGUUCCAUACCCCCCAAACCCCAAUCUUCAUUCUUUUUUCUGUUCUUCUCUUGGCAUAUGCUUAUUGUACUGGUUUCUUGUCACUGGUGGGUCCCAUUGCAAUUUGUUUUAAAAAAAGGAACAAUUUCAAGCAAUGUAAAUGAAUAUUUUGAGAAAUUCUCUUCUUUGGAUCUUUUGUUAA